CAAAGGUUAAGGGCUUGUCUGAAUGUUUUCCCAUCCUUAAGGGUCCUCCAAUCUUUUGAGUGAGCAAAAAUGGCACCAUGGCUACACCUCCUGUCCUUGUUAGUUGUCCUCAGAGGUGGCCAAUCUGAGGUCCAGUUGGUGGAAUCUGGAGGGGAUGUGAGAAGACCUGGAGGGUCCCUCCGUCUCUCCUGCCAAGCCUCUGGAUUCACCUUCAGCGGCUAUUGGAUGGGCUGGGUGAGACAGGCUCCAGGGAAAGGACUGGAAUGGGUGGCAUUCAUAAACACCGGUUCUGGUACUUACUACUCAGACAAAGUGAAGGGACUGUUCAUCAUCUCCAGGGACAAUGCCAAAAGCCAGCUGUAUCUGCAGAUGAACAGCCUCAAAGCUGAAGACACGGCAGUCUAUUACUGUGUGAGAGACACAGUGAGAGGAACUAUAUCUGUUUCUCCUUUAAAUAUACACAAACACACAAAUGGGAAUCACAGAGCCAAAGGUGUCAUUGUUCUAAAGGAAAAGAGUUUUCCUUACUGCACAAUGGGUCUUGCCAUUCUUCGUCUUCUUUGUUUAAUAGCAGCUCCUGUGUAUGUCCACUCCACCAUCCUACUUGUAGAAUCUGGACCAGGAACAGCGAGCCCUGGAGGAUCCUUCAGAUUAACUUGCAAAGUGACUGGUGACUCCAUCAAGAAUGCAUACUGGGAGUGGAUUCGCCAGGCUCCAGGAAAAGGACCAGAAUGGGUGGGCCAGAUAGACUGGUCUAGUAAUAACUGGAGGAUAUACUAUGCCUCAUCCCUCCAAAGCCGAACAACCUUGUCUGCCGAUGACUCCCGCAAUGAAUAUUAUUUGACAAUGAGGUCCCUGACAGCUGCAGACUCAGCCACAUAUUACUGUGCACGAAGGUCACAGUGAGA
Messenger RNA from Crotalus tigris (Tiger rattlesnake), 908 nucleotides. RefSeq lists its product as uncharacterized. Gene Ontology annotation, biological process: defense response to bacterium; phagocytosis, recognition; complement activation, classical pathway. Bases 70 to 906 code for a protein of 278 amino acids. The record is from RefSeq and is a predicted model, not a curated record. The transcript is spliced from 4 exons. Gene Ontology annotation, molecular function: immunoglobulin receptor binding; antigen binding. NCBI's taxonomy places the organism in Eukaryota, Metazoa, Chordata, Lepidosauria, Squamata, Viperidae. Gene Ontology annotation, cellular component: immunoglobulin complex, circulating; blood microparticle; external side of plasma membrane.